ACCAAUACGCAGAUGCCCCUACUCAUUUUGAUGAAACUAUUGCAUACAUUGUGAGGGAAUUCAUAAUGGUAAAUGCACUGCUACUAUAAUAUCAUCUUGGGUUUCUGCUGUUUGUGCAGGGUUCAUAAUAUAAUGAAAUUUGGUUGAACACUGGAAAAAAAGAAACGCAAUGAGCGGACUGCACUAUUGUCUAUUUUUGUCACAACUGAUUGCUUUUGCAAACGGAAUAAAAUGCUACCAUUGUAAUUCCUCAGUGGUUGAUGCUUGUUCGAAAGGCCUUAAUUCGGUGCCUUCUAUAGAAUGCACAUCAGAAGAAGUUUGUGCCACAUAUCAAUAUGAUGUUCAUCUUAAUGGCAAGGCAAUUGGUACGAGUACCAGCAGAGGAUGCGAAAAGGAUAAGAAUUACUGUGGAACAAUAGAAGAUUUGAUCAAUAUUUUGAUCACGCCAGGUGUUGUGAAGGAACGCAAGUGUUCCUUAUGUAACAAGGAUUUGUGCAACUCCUCAUCUUAUGUUCACUUGUCCUUUUUUGUGGGGAUAUCUGUUUGUUUGAUUAAUUUUAAUAUUUUACGAUAUAGCUGUAUAUUUCUAUAGUUUUUUCAUCUUGAAUAUAUUGCUUAACUGUGAAAUGAACACACAAAUAUUAACUGUAUGAAUCAAUUCUCUCAUUUCUUUUGUAGUUCACCGAUUGUAUCAGUAUGUUGUUAGGUGAAAUUAUAAGAAAAUAUUCAUUCUUAUAUGUUUAAACUUAUAUUUCCUUCUUGCUAUAGAUUCAUGAUGGAUAUAAAAUUAUAUUGAUAAUAUGAU
Coccinella septempunctata (seven-spotted ladybird) is the source of this 805-nucleotide messenger RNA. RefSeq lists its product as uncharacterized. Gene Ontology annotation, biological process: sleep; regulation of synaptic transmission, cholinergic; positive regulation of voltage-gated potassium channel activity. Lineage: Eukaryota; Metazoa; Arthropoda; Insecta; Coleoptera; Coccinellidae. The coding region runs from base 170 to 592 and encodes 140 amino acids. The record is from RefSeq and is a predicted model, not a curated record. The transcript has 3 exons.